ACGUUUCUCUACUUCACUUCUUCCUCUAGAUUUCGCUAGUGGUGAACCAAACGAUCUCACUGAAGAAGACUGUACUGUACUAGGCAUGAUCUUUUCAAAUUCAGUCUGGAAUGACGUUCUUUGUAUAUUACAAUAUCGUUUUGUAUGCGAAAAAUAUCAAGAUACAACUGCACCCUCGUACGGAUCAUCUUGUCCGGAUGACAUACACGUGAUAACUAAAAAUAAAACAGUUUCCGUGUAUUGGAAGCCUCCUACGUGGACCGAUGAUUCCUCUUGUCAUCCCACCGUAACCAGCUCACAUUCUUCUGGUCACGUGAUACAUAUACCGGAUAAUGAUUUAAGUGCAUCUAUCAAUGUGACGUACACUGCUACCGAUAAGUCUGGAAAUUCUGAAACUUGUUACUUUCGAGUAACUGCAUCAGUUCUAGACAGAUUCGAAUACCCAGUCCUGCAGAUUCCAGUCAGUUCGGAAUACCCAGGUCCGCAGAUUCCAGUCAGUUCCGAUUACCCUGGUCUGACAAUUGUAAUGUUCUUUGUUGGUAUCAUUGUUGGCGUCCUCGGAUUACUUGCUGCAUUGUUCUGCUACAACAAGGUUAAGCGGAUUAGUCAGAACCGUAAUCACACAUAUGAGGGAGUACAGUACACAGUUAAAGAAUCGACUUAUGCUGAUACUGUCACGCCGGAUAAUAUCAGGACGAAUAAGACAACAACAGCUCAUGUUAGUAAUUUCAAGCCGGAUAAGUCAACACCAGCUUAUACUAAUAUCAAACCAAAUAAGAAUAAGUGAAUGCUGUGUUUUGAAGUAGCAGUAGUGGUUUAGUGAUUUACGCUUAUCGUCUUUUAGCCUGUUUUCCAGGCUCUAAUUUUGGGCUACUCAAUCUAUAUUGCGUUUAUUGCGCGCCAUAACUAAUUGAUAUGGCGUCCCAUACUCGAUUUUAUUCCGUCUCUGAAGUAACUUUUUACUAAACCUAUUGGUGACAUAAUUAGUAGUCAUGGUGUUAUGCAUCAUCUAUAUGCUGGCGAUACCAAUUUAUAUUUAAGUUUUAAUCCAAAUGAUCCAUCUGAGCCUGAAAGAUCCCUCAUUAUACUCUUGGGAUUGGAUGACUCUGAAUAUGUUAUGUCUUUGAAGAAAAGACAGAAUUUAUCAUUGCUGGCACAAAAUAUUAUACACAACGGUUCACUGAUGUUUGUCUUAGGAUUGGCAAUGUCACGGUACACGAAUCAAAAUCAAUUACCGAUAGGUUCCUCGAUCUAGCACCCUGACCAAAAAGGACCUUGUUGAUAAAUAACACCAUAAUGUGUCUCUGAAAUCGACUGUAGGGCAUAUAUCAUAUGAUAAUGAUUAAGGAGAGGGGCCCGUCGGCCCUAUGGGACCCUCUCGGUCCGGAACCCACCAAAUUUGUCAAACAGAAAAAAUUAAAAGUGGAGAUAAAAAGAAAUUAUAUUCACAAUUUUAGUGUGUGAGUGCCAUUUCCGGCCAUCUGACGUGCCAUAAUAAUACAUUUUCUUAUGCCAGCCCCACAAGGGCAAUAGCAUAAAUGUGUGUCUGAAAUCGACUGUAGGACAUAUCAUAUUAUAUCCAGUGGCAGAAUAAAGA
Anneissia japonica is the source of this 1597-nucleotide messenger RNA. RefSeq lists its product as uncharacterized. The transcript is spliced from 4 exons. The coding region runs from base 86 to 787 and encodes 233 amino acids. The record is from RefSeq and is a predicted model, not a curated record. Lineage: Eukaryota; Metazoa; Echinodermata; Crinoidea; Comatulida; Comatulidae.